Messenger RNA from Ilyonectria robusta, 510 nucleotides. RefSeq names its product putative integral membrane protein. NCBI's taxonomy places the organism in Eukaryota, Fungi, Ascomycota, Sordariomycetes, Hypocreales, Nectriaceae. The transcript has a single exon. The record is from RefSeq and is a predicted model, not a curated record. The coding region runs from base 1 to 510 and encodes 169 amino acids.
AUGGCAUCUGGCGCCUUCUUCAACCCGCGGACCCUCCUCCUGGUCACGCCCCUCAUCUCAUCGACAUGCACGCUCUGGUACUCAAAGGAUCAGGAUUUCUUUAUCGGCAUCUUCGCCGAGCGCAUCGACGAGAAGAAAGCCAACGAUGUCCUCCCGUCAUACAUCAGGGGCAUGUUUGUCAGAGGAACCUCGGCUGUCGUUGGCCUGAUCGCCGUCACAUUUUGGUCCUCACUCGCCAACAUCUAUCUCUACCGUCCCAUCCUCCAGAGCCGCGGGUCGCUCCGCUGGUACGUGGGGACCGCUGCGCUGGCUCUGGGGCACCUCGCGUGGGUGCCGGCGGUCGCAUGGAAGCUCAAGGCUCUCAUGGACGAAACUACAGAGGCCGAGGGCACGACGAACGUCGGCAUGAUGAAGAAGUGGUUGUGGGUCAACUUCACCAGAAUGGUGACGACAGAUCUGAGCGCUUGGCUGUGUGCUGUCGCGGCCAUUUCGACCACCCUCAGCGUCUAA